AACGUCACGUUCUACAGUAAAAAUUCCACCAAUGAGAAGACCUGAUUUGACACGGGACGGAGAGGUGCGCCCUUAAAGUGUAUUCAACAGCGAUGGAAGUUUUUUAUUAUUAAAGUUGCGUAUAAACUUAACCGGUUCCGUUUAAUCUCGUUCGUUUUACUUUGUCUCGGUUUUUUUUUUAUCGUGUUUUUAACCAUGGUUUGGUUCAGUAGAGUUACCAAACUUCACUACGGAGUUCUCCGUUGUUCGCUCUCCUCUGCCUCUGGCAAAAGUUACAGCGCGAUUCAAGUUCCCUAUUUGUCCAGACAGUGGUGUAGAUAUGGUGCACCGAGACCAGUUCACUACUACAGCACCCUGCCACCUGCCACAGAUAUAUCUGUACAGUAUAAGUAUGGGCGACCAGUGUUGUCUCUCCCCCUGCCCUCCCGUAGUGAGUUGUGUCAGUUCAGUCUACGUCCCAUGUUGAUGACAGUAACAGACCUACUCUCAGACAUACAGAGAGAGGACCCUGGAGUAGCUAUUGCAGCUGUACUGAACACAGAUGGAGAGAGGGUAUGCACUACCACCUCUAUAGACACAGUUCUCAAUCAAGACUUCCAGAUCCUCAUCAACAGCACCAUCUACAGGAUACACUCCCCGGGCAGAGAGUCUCCAGAACAUUCCACCAGUAUAGAUGACAUGAAGACAGUAGUCCACAUGCUCCAGUCAGCUCUCAACCUGCCAGAACACCAGCUGCUGAGACAGACUCAGCUUCUCCGCAGACUGGAUACACUGAAACAGGAGCUGGGACCUCUGGAGCUGGUGCGAGCCCAAGUGGCUAGGAGGGCGGAGUCUCAGUCGAUGCGUGUAGAGUGGGCGGUGCUUGCCUUUCUCGCUCUACAGGGAAGCUUUCUGGGAUACCUGACUUGGUUUGUGUUUGCCUGGGACGUGAUGGAACCAGUCACCUACUUCAUCACCUACGCUACCAGUAUGGGCUUCCUGGGUUACUACAUACUCACUAAACAGGAGUUGCUCUAUCCAGAUGCUAAGGAUCGUCAGUUUCUCCACUUCUUCCACAAGAGGGCAGCGAUGGAACACUUUGAUAUACACAGAUACAACGCACUACGCGACCAACUGGCUACGGUGGAGAGUGAUCUGAAACGCCUGAGGAACCCUAUCCAGCUACAGCUACCAGUGAACAACAUCCAGCCCAGCAACUAAACACACUACACACACUACACACACUACACACACUAUACUCACUACACACACUACACACACUAUACACACUACACACACUACACACACUACACACACUACACACACUACACACACUAUACACACUAUACUCACUACACACACUAUACACACUACACACACUACACACACUAUACACACUACACACACUAUACUACAUUUACAUUUUAGUCAUUUAGCAGACGCUCUUAUCCAGAGCGACUUACAGUAGUGAAUGCAUACAUUUUAUUUUUAUUUUUUGUACUGGCCCCCCGUGGGAAUCGAACCCACAACCCUGGCGUUGCAAACACCAUGCUCUACCAACUGAGCCACAGGGAAGGCCACACACCACACACACUACACUACAAAAGGAUUAAUAUUGUAGCACCUUUAUUUGUUCAGCGUAACUCCAGCUCUACAUUUCUCUCUCACGUGGUAGAACUCAGAGGGAUAUGGCCUGGGGUCAAAGAAUAUUAUUUCACAGAUUUACAGAUUUACUAUAUGAAAUAAAUACAUCAUUUUUAUCUGUGCUUGAUUGAGCUUGUCUGGAUUAAUGGACCAAUAGAAUAGUCCCAAAACGUUAAACCCUGCCCAUUUGAAACUCCAGGCAGGCUAAAACAAACGCUCAAAGUACUUCAAAUAUUUCAAAUAUUUUUUUGAACGUUUGGUCUGGGGGUCUCUGUCUGUUGGGAACACUGAAACUAACUCUUCUCAACAAAAAAAACAAAUAAAAACAUUGAUAUUCA
This is a messenger RNA of Salmo salar (Atlantic salmon), 1961 nucleotides long. RefSeq names its product calcium uniporter regulatory subunit MCUb, mitochondrial. Lineage: Eukaryota; Metazoa; Chordata; Actinopteri; Salmoniformes; Salmonidae. Gene Ontology annotation, molecular function: calcium channel inhibitor activity. Gene Ontology annotation, biological process: mitochondrial calcium ion homeostasis; calcium import into the mitochondrion. Gene Ontology annotation, cellular component: uniplex complex. The record is from RefSeq and is a predicted model, not a curated record.